AACAUUUCAUUCAGGGGAAGUCUUGCAGUAAUUUACUGCAGUGGCGUGCAUAAGGGCCAUUGUUACGUGAGGCGGUAAGUGCCACAAACCUUUGUACCAACAACUACAGUGAAGCCUGAGGUAGUAUAAGCAGAAGAAGCCGCAUCUAUAGACAGAAUCGAGCUGCUAUCAAGAUGCUAAAAUGUUGCAGGACUUCGGUGGAGAAGCAGCUGGGCUCCGUGAAAACGUUAAGAAAGUGCACAGAAUUAGAGAAAUCUGUUGCCACCAUAGCGAUAGUAUUUAGUAAUCACACUGCUGCAGAUGGCAAACUCAGCAAAGGCCAGGCUAAAGAUUUACUUUCAACCCAUUUUCAGAGUUUCAUAAAGGGCCAAGAACUGAAACCAAAAUACAAAGAAAUUCUGUCUGAUCUUGAAGAAGGCAAAGACGCCAGGCUGGGCUUUGAAGAUUUCAUGAUUCUUUUGACAAGUCUAACCAUCAUGUCAGAUCAGAUGCAUGAGAUACGAUCUGUAACAGUGAAACAAUGACAUAACUUUCAUUCAAAUAGUUUACCUUUAACUCCAGAUGAUAGUUCAGUUUAGUUUAGUUUAGAGAUACAGCGUGGAAACAGGCCCUUCGGCCCACUGAGUCCGCACCAGCCAGCGAUCCGUGCACCUUAACACUAUCCUACGGACACUAGAGACAAUUUACACUUAUGCCCCUGUCCCACUUAAGAAACCUGAACGGAAACCCGUGGAGGCUUUGCGCCCCACCCAAGGUUUCCGUGCGGUUCCCGGAGGUUCCCAGAGGUUUUUGUCAGUCUCCCUACCUGCUUCCACUACCUGCAACCUCCAGCAACCACCUGCAACCUCCGGGAACCGCACGGAAACCUUGGGUGGGGCGCAAAGUCUCCAGAGGUUUCCGUUCAUGUUUCCUAAGUGGGACAGGGGCAUUACACCAAGCCAAUUAACUUACAAACUGUACGUCUUUGGAGUGUGGAAGGAAACUGAAGAUCUCGGAGGAAACCCACACAGGUCCUGGGGAGAACGUACAUACUCCAUAUAGACAGCACCCGUAGUCAGGAUCGAACCCGGGUCUAUAAGCUGUAAGCACUGUAAGGCAGCAACUAAACCUCUGCGCCACCGUGCCACACAUGUUAUGGUUAUGUAAAGACCUCAUCAGGUUGAAUCGAUGAGACUGCAGUUUUCAGUAACUAUUUUUGUGUCAUUUUGUGCCUGACUUUUUUUUCAAAGACACAAGUUUAAAAACUUUGCUUUUUAAUAAAAUUAGCAUUAUUUAAGCAUGUAUUCGAGCACAUUGGAUUCCAAAUAUAAAAAUAGAAUCGAAACACUGUUAAGAAUAAAUAAUCUAGCAGCGCAUGCAUGAAGAUGUAACAGAAAGAACAUUUUAUUUGAAAGAAAGUUCAAUGGAUAGAUCGCAAUCCAUUAAACCCUAACUCGAAUAGUACCAGAGAGGAGAAGCGCGCACCACCAGACUCCGGAACAGCCUCACCCCCUCUGUUAUCAGGCUUCUGAAAGGUUCUUCCAUUAGCUGGGGUGCUGUCCAAUUCACCUCUAUCCCAUUGCAGACAUUGGUCUUUGUCUCUGGAACUGAUGCACCACCAACCAUGCUGAGAACUGGAUCCUGCAUCAGUGUUUAAUGUUUUAUGCAUCAUUCCUAACUGUCACUGUAUGUCAUGUUGCCACUUGCGGGCGGAGCACCAAGGCAAAUUCCUUGUAUGUGAAUACUUGGCCAAUAAAUUCAUUCAUUCACUCUGUAUCUUCUCCUUUGCUCCAUCCAUUGUACUUGAGUUUGACUUGAUUGAACCAGUGGAUGAGAUAUCUGAUCGGUUUGGAUAGCAUGCAAAGCAAAUCCUUUCCCUGUACCUCAGCACACGUGACGAUAAUAAACCUAAACCACAACCUAACUUUAAACCUUAUUGACAAAGACAAUCUCAAAUGCGCACUGCCUGCUUUCCCCUUUGCUCUAUCUAUUGUACAUUGAGUGUGGCUUGAUUGUAUAGUAUUAACCGAUCUGAUUGAUCCGUACCAUGGUACACAUGACAAUAAUAAACCUGAUCCUAAACCAAAACCUGAACUAAACGGGUUUGAUGUAGCCACAAUUUAGUUUAGUUUAGAGAUACAGGCCCUUUGGCCCAUUGUGCCCGCGCCGACCAGCGAUCACCGCAUACUAACACUAUCCUACACACACUAGGGACAGUUUACAUAUAUACCAAGCCAAUUAACCUACAAACCUGUACACCUUUUGAGUGUGGGAGGAAACCGAAGUUCUUGGAGAAAACCCACGCAGGUGACGGGGAGAACGUACAAACUCCGUAGUCAGAAUCGAACCCGGGUCUCUGGCGCUGUAAGGCAGCAACUCUACCGCUGCGCCACCGUGCCAUCUAUUUAUUGCAGAACAUCACUUUAGGAAAGUAUUGCACAGUUUUAGAAGUCUGAACUUUUCGACCAUAUGCCCGACGUGCGCCUGGGUUAAAGAGUCUUAUAAUUAGCUGUGAAGAUGUUGAAAACCCAGUCUCCGUGUUACAGCAGGAUAAUGAUCACCAGUCCGGCUUGGCGGCUGGAAUACUUAAAGUAAAAUAUAAAAUAGUACCAGCAGUCCUGUCCCCCAAACCUUACAUUCAAUAUAUUAUUCAUGAACGUACAUAUCGCAAUAACUGCAAACCGAAAAAUCCCCAGAAAAUAUCCAAAAUAUAAAAACAUAGACACAUAGAAAAUAGGUGCAGGAGGAGGCCCUUCGAGCCAGCACCGCCAUUCAAUGUGAUCAUGGCUGAUCAUCCACAAUCAUUACCCCAUUCCUGCCUUCUCCCCAUAUCCCCUUGAUUCCGCCAGCCCUGUCCCACUUUCACAACCUAAUUCACGACCUCUGCCGAGUUUGCCCUUGACUCAUACUCGCAGCAUGGUCGUCAUCAGGUCGUGGGAGGUUGUAGGAGGUCAUGGGGAGGUCGUAGGCAGGUCGUGAUGCUAGUCGUAGGUACUCCUGGCAUCAAGUCAGUCGGGGCGUUUUUCUAGCCUGAUGAAAAAUGUCCACGAGUAAAAAAGGUCGUGAAUUAGGUCGUGAAAGUGGGACAGGCCCUUUACUCUCUUUUGAAAGCAGCCAGUGAGUUGGCCUCCACUGCGUUGGCCUCCACUGCCCUCUGAGGCAGAGAAUUCCACAGACUCACAACUCUCUGAGAGAAAAAGUUUUUCCUCGUCUCAGUUCUAAAUGGCCUACCCCUUAUUCUUAAACUGUGGCCCCUGGUUCUGUACUCCCCCAACAUCGGAACAUGUUUCCUGCAUCUAGCUUGUCCAAUCCCUUCAUAAUUUGAUAUGUUUCUAUAAGAUAUCCUCUCAUCCUUCUAAAUUCCAGUGUAUACAAGCCUAGUCGUUCCAUUCUAUCAACAUAUGACAGUCCCACCAUCCCGGGAAUUAACCUGGUGAACCCACGCUGCACUCCCUCAAUAGCAAGAAUGUCCUUCCUCAAAUUAGGAGACCAAAAGCGCCCCACGAUACUCCUGGUGUGGUCUCACCAGGGCCCUGUACAACUGCAGAAGGACCUCUUUGCUCCUAUACUCAACUCCUCUCAUUAUGAAGGCCAACAUGCCAUUAGGUUUCUUCACUGCCUGCUGUACCUGCAUGUUUAAUGUACAGCGGGUCUGGCAGCAUCUGUGGAGAGAGACAUGGUUCAGGUUUCACGUCAGUAAUCUCUCACUGCCAGAUCAUUGUUUUCUAAUUUGCUUUCUUGCAAGUCCCAAAAAUUGUGUUAUGUUGGAAACUGCAGGCAUUAACUUGGUAGCUGCCGGUUUUGUAACAGAACGAUUCCAGUAGCUGGUUAAUCUGCUGUUUGAUGCCCAAAUAACCCAGUAACUGUGAGGAAACUACAGCCACAGGACACCUGUAUUACAUCUGAAAUCUGUAGUCUUAAAGAAAACCUGGUGUGGCAGUGCAGCGGUAGAGUUGCUGCCUUACAGCGCCAGAGACCCAGGUUCAAUCCUGACUACGGGUGCUGUCUGUACGGAGUUUGCAUGUUAUCCCUGGGACCGUGUGGGUUUCUCCGGGUGCUAUAGUUUCCUCCCCAUCAUCCCUCGAGUGCAGGACAGCGCUAGUGUGCAGGGUGACCGUUGGUCAGCGUGGACGCAGUGGGACGAAGAUUCUGUUUCCACGUCGUAUUGCUAAAACUAAACUCGGUAUACGUGGCAAAAAAUAAACCAAAUACCAAAUCCCAACACCAAAGUUGGGCCCAAACUAUCUUAAGUUCUGUGUAGACAAUAGACAAUAGGUGCAGGAGUAGGCCAUUUGGCCCUUCGAGCCAGCCCCGCCAUUCAAUGUGAUCAUGGCUGAUCAUCCCCAAUCAGUACCCCGUUCCUGCCUUCUUCCCAUAUCCCCUGACUCCGCUAUCUUUAAGAGCCCGAUCUAG
Molecule: messenger RNA, 4392 nt
Organism: Leucoraja erinaceus (little skate)
Lineage: Eukaryota; Metazoa; Chordata; Chondrichthyes; Rajiformes; Rajidae
Product: sentan-like
Exons: 4
Coding region: 174-524 (116 amino acids)
Molecular function (GO): transition metal ion binding
Source: RefSeq, a predicted model, not a curated record